AUGCUUGAUAAUAUUAUGAUGGCAAUUGGAUGGGCUGGAUCAUAAUAGAUUAUUGCCAUAUCACUAUUGAGAUAUCUUAUUUUGGUUAAUAGCAAAGCACUUUAUUUAUCAUAAUUUUUAAUUCGAUUAGCUAGCAUCCUACUAUUUUUAAUAGUAUUUUUUAAGUAAAUUGUUAAAUAAUUCUAAGUAAAAUUUAUCGUUUGAAGCAUCCUCGUCUAAAUACUCCACAUUAAUUAGGAAGACCAUUCAGAUUUUCAUUUUCUUUAGUUUUCUUUUGUAGUCUGAUGGAAUUUGUUUCAAUAGCAAUGGCAGUUCAUUCUGUAAGUUCUAUUGCCUAAUAACUAGUUGAAAUAUUAUAGUAUUGUUCACUUUGUAGCUCUAUUUACUAUUUUUUAAUCUUUCUUUAGAAGUUGGAUCAAUAAUGUGACACCAAUCACAGUUUUGGCAUCAUAUUUACUAAUGGGUUUAGGUUAUUUAUUAGAGGAUUGGAUAUAUUUUAUACAUGGAGCUUCAUUUGAUAAAAGAUUUCUAGGAAUAAAUGAAUUAUUUGAAUGGAGACCAUUAGUAAUGGUUAUAGCUGCAGCAGCUAGUAGAACUCUUGGAAUUUAUAUAUUCAAACACAUACAAUUUUAAUAGUUAUUUCAAAAUAAAGGUUUGAUAGAUAAAAUAUCAUGGGCAAAUUAUAUAAAUGAUGAACCUGAAAAAAUUCAAAAUAGUUUAGCAGCUGUAAAUGCACUAUUUAGUAGAUAUUUGGAAGCAUAAUUAAUAGUACAUUGUGAAUAAAAUUCAAUACCAAUACAUUAAUUAAAAAGUGAUGCUAUUUUAGAACUCUUAAAUAGUUAUUUCGAUAAUCAUUUAUCAUAUAGUUAUUAAUACAUGGAAUAGUUUCAUAUAUUUAAUUAUAAUAAAGAAGCUGUUGAUGAUAUAGAUGCAUAUGCAGAAAAAGAUACAUUAUUAAGAAAAAUGAUUAAGUAAAGGAUAUUCACUAUAUAAUUAUAACAUUAGUAAUUUAAAGAGUUAUUUGGUAUUGAUAAAUAUUAAAAUCUUUCAUUUGAAGUCAUUUAUUAAGACUAUGGUAUUCAUGAAUAUAUUUGGGAUGAAGAAACACCAUUUAUAACAUUGACUAUGCAAUUUUUUUAAGGAAUGUUUUGUCUAAUAGCAGCAUUUUUUAAUGAGGAAUAGUUUUCUGAUUAUUUUGCUUACGGAUAUGAUAUUGGAUUAACAUUGAGUAAAAUAGAAUAUUAUGUAUGGAUUGCUGUAUUUUUGGGAAUUUUAUAAUUGGGAAAAAUUGUGUAAAUUAUAUGUAUUAAAUUAAUUAGUGCUUAUAAAUUAAUAAUUUUAUGGGAAGUUUAAACAUACUUUUUUAGUGGUAUAUUUUUAGAACUUAGUAUCAUUUAUUUAACAAUGAUAUGGAUUGAAAGUAUCACUUAUAUAAAAGUAAUUGGUUUAAUCAUUUCAUAUAUAGUAAUGUCAAUAAGUUAUAGAUCAGCUGAAAAAGUUAGAGAUUAAAGUAAAUUAUAAUUAUAUUUAAAUAGAAAAUAAACUAUUUUAUUUAAAUUUUGUUAUUUUUUUAGUCAAAACAUAAAAAUUUUCUCAUAGGGAAGGUAGUCAUAUAAUUUCAUUGAUGACGUAAUGCUGUGAACAUUUGAAUUUAAAUGAAUUCUUGAAAGUAUUAUCUUAAAUGUUGUGUAUUCAUGGAAUAGUAAGUUGUGAAUAAUUAAGACAUAUGAAAUUUAGUCAUUUUGGAGAAAGUCAACUUUUUAAAUUUUAGAUUCCUUUUAUUUUUUAAUCUUAAUUACGUUAUGAAAACAAUAUUGAAAACGAUACAUUAAUACAAGAAGAGGGUGAAAUUGAAUAGAUGUAGAAGUCUUAAUUCACUCGUUAUGUUAUUGAAAGCAAAUAUUAAGAGAAUAAAUCAGAUAUAAAAUAAUCAAAAAUUGCUGGUAAUUCAAGAAUUUAAGUUAAAUCUGAAAUUUAACCUUAAUAUUCUAAAAUUAUGUCUGAUCGAAAAUUAUCUGCAUCAGCAUAAAAAUCAAAAAGACCAUCAAUAAUAAAUUGA
Messenger RNA from Paramecium primaurelia, 2059 nucleotides. The record is from the annotation of a GenBank genome assembly. Lineage: Eukaryota; Ciliophora; Oligohymenophorea; Peniculida; Parameciidae.